ACCUCAUCAUCGAGACCUCGCCGCUGUUUUCCCAGUGGAAGGGUGAACUUCUCAAAAACCCUAGGUUUUGUAGAGACCCGGCUUAUUAUUAUUAUUAUUAUUUCUUUUUGAAAAUUUUUUUGGGUUAAAAAAUGGCUCAGCUUCAAGCUGUUCCAUCUGUUUCUUCACCAAAGAUCUCCUCCCAUUUCCACAAUAGAUUGGGGGCUCCAGUUUUUGGUGAUAAUAUCUGUUUUCUGAAAAAUUCCAUCUCACAGUUGAAGGUAAGAGCAAUUUCAAAUGCUAUCAGUGGCGCCCCCGUCAUUCAUCAAAGCCGAAGCCAAAGACAUUUUGCUCAGAACCCCGCUAGUCAAAGUAUGCUCUCCGAAAAGGAUGUUUCAGCGGGGAUCCCUUCUAGCACAACUGAUGCUCAUGGGAGUCAAAAGGGAAGUGGAUUACGUGGGAAAUUAAAUAAAGUUGUCCUAGCUUAUAGCGGUGGCCUUGACACAUCUGUCAUUGUCCCUUGGCUAAGGGUGAACUAUGGGUGUGAUGUUGUUUGCUUCACUGCAGAUGUUGGUCAAGGUGUCAUGGAGAUGGAUGGUCUUGAAAAAAAAGCAAAAGAUAGUGGUGCUUGUCAGCUCGUGGUAAAGGAUUUAAAAGAGGAAUUUGUUAAGGAUUACAUAUUCCCUUGUUUGCGUGCUGGUGCAAUAUAUGAGAGGAAGUACUUGCUUGGAACGUCAAUGGCUCGUCCUGUUAUCGCUAAGGCAAUGGUUGAUGUUGCUAAAGAAGUAGGAGCCGAUGCAGUUGCUCAUGGAUGCACUGGAAAGGGAAAUGAUCAGGUUCGAUUCGAAUUGACAUUCUUUGCCUUAAAUCCGGAUCUCAAAGUUGUUGCUCCAUGGAGGGAGUGGGAGAUCACAGGACGAGAAGAUGCUAUCGAGUAUGCUAAGAAACAUAAUGUUCCUGUUCCUGUUUCGAAGAAAUCAAUAUACAGUAGAGACCGGAAUCUAUGGCACCUUAGUCAUGAGGGAGACAUUCUAGAGGAUCCUGCGAAUGAACCAAAGAAAGACAUGUACAUGAUGUCUGUUGAUCCCGAAGAUGCACCAGACCGGCCUGAAUAUCUAGAGAUUGGCAUCGUCUCUGGAAUUCCCGUUUCUCUCAAUGGAAGGGAAUUCUCACCAGCAGCCCUUCUCACCAAGCUCAAUGAAAUUGGUGGCGAAAAUGGAAUCGGCCGAAUAGACAUGGUAGAAAACAGGCUCGUUGGCAUGAAGAGCCGAGGAGUCUAUGAAACUCCUGGUGGUACUAUUCUCUUCGCUGCAGUUCAAGAGCUCGAAUCUCUAACCCUAGAUCGGGAGUCAAUUCAAGAGAAAGACCGUAUUGCUCUCAAAUACGCUGAGCUUGUUUAUGCUGGUCGAUGGUUUGAUCCCCUUCGUAAAGCGAUGGAUGCUUUUAUGAAGGAGAUAACAGAGACCACAACGGGGUCCGUUACUUUGAAGCUUUAUAAAGGAUCGGUGACUGUCGUGGCUAGAAAGAGUCCAUAUAGUUUGUAUAGGGAGGAUAUAUCGUCGUUUGAGAACGGAGAGAUUUAUAAUCAGGCGGACGCUGCUGGGUUUAUUAGGCUUUACGGGUUGCCGACUAGGGUACGAGCAAUGCUUGAGAAGGGAAUCUGAGGGUUAUUUAAUGUUGGCUGUGGUGGUGGGGUUGAGAAAUGCUGAAUUGUGUUUUUGUGUUUUUGACAUUAUUAUGAACAGAUGAGUACCUUAAUGAGGAAUAACGCUGUGUUAGGAGAGAUGUAAACAAAUUUUUUUUCCAGAAAA
Asparagus officinalis (garden asparagus) is the source of this 1790-nucleotide messenger RNA. Its product is annotated as argininosuccinate synthase, chloroplastic-like. Gene Ontology annotation, molecular function: ATP binding; argininosuccinate synthase activity. Gene Ontology annotation, cellular component: cytoplasm. The transcript is spliced from 10 exons. Lineage: Eukaryota; Viridiplantae; Streptophyta; Magnoliopsida; Asparagales; Asparagaceae. Gene Ontology annotation, biological process: L-arginine biosynthetic process; urea cycle. Bases 132 to 1643 code for a protein of 503 amino acids. The record is from RefSeq and is a predicted model, not a curated record.